Pocillopora meandrina is the source of this 3528-nucleotide messenger RNA. Lineage: Eukaryota; Metazoa; Cnidaria; Anthozoa; Scleractinia; Pocilloporidae. The record is from the annotation of a GenBank genome assembly.
AUGACCAUCUAUAAUAUCUACAUAUUUGAUCGAAACGGAACUUGCCUUUAUUACGAAUCCUGGAACAGAAAGAAGGAAAGCAACAUGUCCAAGGAAGAGGUGGGUCUACUCUAAGCAAAGGAAUUGUUGAUUUUGAUAAAUGUGUUGUUACACUUUUUAUUUUUCAUCGCGGUAAAGCACUUUUUAAAUUCAAAUGAAAGAAAGGGGUGAGUUUCUUAAGAAACUGUGGUGUUGGAGUACUAUAAAAAAGAUAAUAUGGUUUUAUAAAUUGAGUUUAUAAUGUAAAUUGGCCACCAUGGCUUAUUCACAUUAUUUUACAUUAGGCUUACUUUAAAAACUCUGAUUGGUCAAGAGCAUAAUUACAAUGAUGUGUUAAAUUGAUGUGAUAACCCCUCUUCCAUGUAGUGUUCUCAAACUUUUGCAAACUCAGAAAGGAGUGUCUUCUUUUGCAGAUUAUUUUAAAAAUAUAUAUUUAAAACAAUUUUUGGAUGGGCUUUUCACAUGGUAUCAUGAAUUAUCAAACCUUGUAUCUGUGUUUUUAUAUGUUAGACUUUCUAAAAGUUUGGAAACUUUGUUUGGUUGAGAGCACACAUUCAUCACACCAACAUGACCCAACAUCUGCAAAAGAUAUUGGGUUAUCAUGUUGAGUUCAAAGUCUGCCUACUUUCCAAGCCUCCUGUCUUUGUAGUGUUCUUAAACUUUUGCAAAAUGAGAGAGAAUUGUCUUCUUUUGCAGAUUAUUUAAAAAAUUUAUAACCAAACAAUUACUGAAUGCCUUUUAAUUGAGAUGUGAUAAUACUAAACCUUUUUUGUCAUAUUUUUACAUCAAGGAAUUCAAGCUAAUGUAUGGUAUGUUAUACUCUAUCAAGUCAUUUGUGGCACGAAUGUCACCAUCUGAGUCGUAUCCACAACACAUAUUUUGAUUACAUAUCAUUAGAUGUUAUAUGUAAAGUCUUGGGUGGUGCAGGGAUUUGAGGUAGGGUGAAGCACUCUGAGGGGUCUUGCGACAAUAGUUUGGCUUACACUAAGUACUGCCCAGGCAAGGGAUAGAUUUAAUCAUUUUUGAAACAAAAAUAAAACACACCAUCAACUGCUUCAGUCCAUAACCAUAGAUAAGUGUAAUAAAGAAUCAAGCCUCAUGCUCUGGCAAUUUUUUGUCUCCAUCCUUUUUAUCUGGAACAUAACAGAGUGGAAUCAUUUACAGCAUGUUAAGCUCUCUACCUUUAUUUACCAUACUUGAGAUGAUGGAAUACUUUUGCAGUAGCUUGAAGACAAUUUGAUGCUGUUGAUGAAAGAGACAUUAAUGCUUAAAGUACAAUAAAUGCCACCGUGAAGUGGUAGCAUUUUCUCAAGUCUGAUUCAGACUUUGAUAUACUGAUAUCUUAUACCUUUCCAUGGGUGGAAUCCUUAACUUAUAAACAGAAAAGAUGGCUUUCUAAAUUACCGGACAAGUAAAUACAAGUUACAUUUCUAUGAAACACCAACAGGUCUUAAGUUCAUCUUGAACACAGACUUAAAUGCUGGAAGCAUCAAAGAUGUCCUCUUCAAUAUAUACAGCAAGGUAAGUAUAGCAUUUGUAAUGUAUACAGAGGGUAAUUUUCUAAAGAAUUGUGAUGCUGCGUCAGUGGGAGAGUAUAACAGGUAAUUUGGUAUUAACAACUGAGUUGAAAACAUAAAUUGGCCAUUGUAAAGAGUUUAAAGGCUGAUGUUUCAAGUGUUAGCCCUUCGUCAGAGCAAUUGGAGGAAUUGUGUUUUGUGGCUUUCCAAACUGCCUUGAUGUAGGGAAAGGCUGCAAACAGCCAUAUACUGUUUAGGAUGAUUGGGGAGAUUAAAGUGUCUACUGACUGGUUUGGAUGCGUCCUUGUCAUUUCUUUCUGUUUCUGUUUCUGUCUGUUUCUGUCAUUUAAGCGGGCCGCCACCAUGCCCAACAAAUUUAUCAACAAUCAGCACUACAAAUGGCUGAGAAGGAAAACAUUGACCACAUUCCAUUCACUCUCACAUUUCACCCUCACAACCAUGCUGUUAAAAACUUGAAAUUACUCCAAAACAAUUCAGAGAUUGGUACUAUCUUUUUGCAACCUCCACUAAUUUCAUUCAAAUGUGACAAAAACAUAGGCAACUUUUUGGUCUGAAGUUCAUUUUAAACCAGUGACCAACCUGGAACUCUCAAAUGCGCUCAUACACAAUGCAAAACUUUUCCUUUCAUUCAUAAUGUAGAGAAAAUGUCGGGACCUAAGAGAUCCAUUUAGAUCACUGAUCACUUUACAGGAACCUUUGCCAAUGCCAUUUACUGCAUAACUUUCCCUUAAUGCAAAAAGUUAUAAAACAUGAAGACAACAACACCUUCGGGACGUAGAAAGAAAUGGCAAGAACACGUCCAAACCAGUUGCUAGACACUUUAACCUCCCUAAUUAUUCUAAACAACAUAUGGCAGUUUGCAGCCUUUCCCUACAUCUAGGCAGUUGGGAAAGUGGCAAAACACUUGAACAAAAAAUACAUCUUCCAAAUAGGCACUUUUAGUCCCCAUGGUAUGAACGAGCACUUUUCAUUCAACUAGUUUAUUCUUGUUUUCUCAUUACCAUCUUCCCAACAAUAGCCUAACUCCAUUUUCUGCAUAUAAACCCACACACAACUCAAAUUCCUCUAAUGGCUCCGAUGAAGGGCUAAUGCUCAAAAUGUCAGCCUUUAAACUCUUUAUGGUGGCAAAUUUACAUUUUCAACUUACUUGUUAACACUAAAUUACAUUUGUAAUGUAGUUGUAAAAAAAAUAACAAUGGCUACACCCAGGAGGUGCUUUAUCAAUCAUUUGGUAAUGGCACAAUAAACUUUUCAGUUAUCAUGAGUGUUUUUCUUUUUUUUCAUUUUCAGAUUUAUGUUGAGUAUGUGGUAAAAAAUCCUCUUUGUCAACUUAACGAACCCAUCCAAAGCGAGUUGUUUACCUCCAAGUUGGACUCAUAUAUAAGGAGUUUGACUAUCUUUAAUUGAUAUGAAUGUGUAAUCCAAAAUUAAAAAAAUUGAUUUGAAUUUUAUUGUUCAUUUUCCUUUCUGAAAAAGAACUGUUUAACAUAGAGAAGACAUGGAGAACUUUCCUGGUAGAAAACUUGCUCCCAGGACAGGCUAAAACAUUUGUGCUGUUAUUUUGUUAUGAUCAAUGACUUCAAAAAGAAAAACUAAAGCAAACCAUAAAGUUAUAUUACUUCUGGUGUGAUUUCCCUCUUUUGACAGAUUACUCUAAAAUAUUUUUGGGGCUCAUAGUUUUAUGAGUUUUAGUAGAGGCAAUAAGCAAUUUAUUUUUUUCAUUAGUUCCUAUUCAUUAUUACUUUAUCAAUCUUGCCAUUGGCAAGUAUUAUAUAUUAGUAGUGCCAUUAAAUUGUUAAGUAAGAAUGUAUGAAACAAGGAAUGAAAGACAACUGUAUUAAUCACAAGAUAUCUCAAAUGAUGAUUUAUUAUAAAAUAAAAGCUAUAUUUGCCUAGCUCCGUAAAACAUAUUGACAAGUGAGAAAAUAAAUAAAAUAAUCAAUAUCAGCCU